Molecule: messenger RNA, 1956 nt
Organism: Ostertagia ostertagi
Lineage: Eukaryota; Metazoa; Nematoda; Chromadorea; Rhabditida; Trichostrongylidae
Source: the annotation of a GenBank genome assembly
AUGCUCACGGUCUCCACCACGGAACCACCGUCGUCGACGUCCAGGACGUCGAACUAUGGUUCUCGUCUUGACUCUCUUCGCUGCUACUCUUGUGGCAGCCCGGCACCGACACUCGAGCUCAGACUCCUCAAGCUCGUCGGCCUCAUCAAGGGAGUCGGAGAGAAGAUCACGUUCUCAGUCCAGUUCGAGCUCACCUUCGCGCGAAGGGAGCACAGAUCGAAAAGAGGGACUGAGCUACGUAUCGCCACUAGCUCCACCACCGCCGGACUGCCGCAUCCCCAGGAAGCACGGUUCGACUUGCCAGGGACGAGCGUCCCGCACUCCCGCCGUGCCGCAGAAGACACUUCGUGUAAGAGUGUCAUAACAGAGCAAGCUCGAGAACGCUUCGACACGCUAGCCGCAGGAGUGCCGCUCAGCAAUGCCGAGAGAUCCUCACUGCUGAGGGAGUUACCUCUAGUCGCUUCUCUUUUCGGAGAGGUCCCGGCAAUCGACGAACAAUUGCCUCGAGACAGCGACCGCGCCAUUUUAGUCAGGGAACCGGAGCUGCGCACCCUGCACGAAACGCUACUCAAUGUCCUCAACAUUGUCGAGUUGGUCAGGAAGCUCGGCGCAGAUGGCCAGGGCGGCACAUUCGCUGCUCCAGUGAUUGGAUAUUUUGAGAUCCUGGACACACUCGUAUCAGGAUCGCUUAUGGACUUGAUCGUUCUCAGAAGAGAACGGUUUCUCAAAGCCUUGGGAGUCGAACCAAGAAGAGCGAUGCCAUCAUAUCGCAGAUUGCCGUUAGCAGGCUCUACCAUGGUGCACCGCAUGCGCCAGACUCUUAUCCCGGACCUAUUCGGGAAAGAACUCCGAGACGAACUAGCUGCAGGGGACUCAGCAAUCACGAAGUCGUUGCAGAAGCUGAGAGCCAGCGCAAAAAAGAGGAAGGCCACACCUCCACGCCAGAUAAGGAACAGGUGGGCGUAUUCUUAUCCUUUUUUGCCUCGUUCGUUACCUUUAGGAGUUUCUGAUACAAUACUUGACUCCCACGGUGCCCAGGGGUCUAGCGAAGCGACCAUAAAAGAUCCGUACAUGUAUUCAAACCGCAUAGCUGGGAGUCAUGGGAAGGCUUCUCAGGAGACCCCUUCAUUCUGGAAUCCAUCAAAGGAUAUCGAAUCCCCUUCGGGAGACGCAAACCGUGCCUGGCCCUCCCCAUCUCUCUCAAAUGACAACCAGAGCCCUUUCAGAGGAGCUAGAUUUGCUCAGAGAGAAGGGAGCGAUAGAAAGGGUCCCCACAAACACGAAGGUUUGGGUGUCUUCACUUUUCGGGAUCCCCAAGAAGGAUGGUUCAACAAGGCCCAUAAUCACCUGAAGCCACUCAACGCUUUUCUUGAAAUCCCACAUUUCAAGAUGGAAAAUUUGCACUCUGUGUCAGAUGUAGCUUACAAGGGGGAUUUCCUGGCCAAGAUUGAUAUGAGAGAUGCGUACUUUGCGGUCAAUAUCGCAGCGGAUCACAGGAACUACCUCGCCUUUUUGGUGGAACCGAAACCUCUACAGAUUCACUUGCCUACCUUUUGGGCUAGCAACGGCACCCUAUGUGUACACCAAAUUAAUGCGAGUAGUCGCGGCCCACUUCCGGGAGCGCGGAAUAAGAGUAAUUCAACUACUUGGACGAUUGGGCUGAGCCAUAUUGCGUAUGCCAUUCAGAUAUUUGAGCACCUAGGUCUCUGCAUAAAUCACGCUAAAUCCCAAUUGGUCCCCACUCAGGAGCUGGAAUUCUUAGGCCUCAUCAUAGACGCAAGGCUCGGUGAAUUCAGAAUCCCUCCCAAAAAGUUAGACCGAAUACGGUCAGAAGCCUCGGCAUUGCUCAGGAGGAAGCGUAUCGAGGCAGCGAGGCUGCGGCCUUCUUGGACGCUCUGUUAUAGGCUUUGGCAUCGCAUUAUUCCACGCUACAUGACCGGCCUACAAGUGAGAUGA